Molecule: messenger RNA, 3768 nt
Organism: Salvelinus sp. IW2-2015
Lineage: Eukaryota; Metazoa; Chordata; Actinopteri; Salmoniformes; Salmonidae
Product: tyrosine-protein phosphatase non-receptor type 4-like
Biological process (GO): protein dephosphorylation
Cellular component (GO): cytoskeleton; cytoplasmic side of plasma membrane; cytoplasm
Molecular function (GO): protein tyrosine phosphatase activity; cytoskeletal protein binding
Source: RefSeq, a predicted model, not a curated record
AAAAAAAAAAUGUGUUGUGGAGUUUACGCCAUAUUUCGUUGCUGCCCCAUGGUUUAUGCUGCACGGUAUAAGUGAUCAACGUCUUCAAACGAGGUUGUCUUUGAAUUGAACUACAGUUUGGGGACCGCGGAAAGGAAGUUCUGUUUUUGUGUGAUCAUACCUACCUGCUCGUGCUUGCCUUGCUCGCAUUACAAUGGUUGCGUCCUGUAUUGACGUUUGCCUGGGUCCAUCAUCGCUGUGGUGCUGAAAAGAAACGAACCUGUGCGGCCGAAACGAACCUGUGCGGCCGUAGCGAGUGUAUGCUGCUGCGAACGAUGAGGAGGUUUCUGUGGAUCUGCAGCGGUUGAAUUGCACCACCUCGCCCACUUAUUGCUGCGUUCUUGAUUUUAUCCCUCGAAACCUGGACUCUACCGGCGCAGUUUAUGAAGACCCAGUGUGGACAGUAAUGACCUCACCCUCCCAGUUGCCAGCUGGCAGUAACUACAAUGACCGAGCAUCAGAGCUGGCACAAGACAGGCAGCACACAGAGGUGGUCUGUAAUGUUCUUCUGCUGGAUAACACAGUUCAAGCCUUCAAAGUUAACAAGCACGAUCAAGGACAGGUCCUGCUGGAUAUAGUGUUCAAACACCUGGAGCUGACGGAGAGAGACUACUUCGGRCUACACCUGGCCAACGACUCCUCAAACAGUCAGAGGUGGCUGGAUCCAACCAAACCCAUAAGAAAGCAAUUAAAAAGGGGGUCUCCACACAGUUUAAAUUUUAGGGUUAAAUUCUUUGUAACCGACCCCAAUAAACUUCAGGAGGAGUAUACAAGGUACCAGUACUUUUUGCAGAUUAAACAGGACAUACUUAGUGGAAGACUGCCGUGUCCAUACAUCACAGCCGCUCUUCUUGCUUCAUACGCUGUUCAGUCUGAGCUAGGGGACUACAGUCAGGACGAGAACUUGCCCGGCUACCUCUCCGAAUACUCUUUCAUCCCCAACGCACCACAAGACUUUGAGAAAGAGAUUGCCAAACAGCAUCAGCAACACAAGGGACUGCCUCCUGCCCAGUCAGAGUUCAAUUAUCUAAACACAGCACGGACGCUAGAGCUCUAUGGAGUCGAAUUGCACUAUGCAAGGGAUCAAAGCAACACAGAGAUUUUAAUCGGAGUGAUGUCAACUGGGAUUGUCACCUAUAAGAACAGGGUACGAAUCAACUGCUUUCCAUGGCUACAGAUUGUAAAGAUCUCGUUUAAAUGUAGACAGUUUUUUAUUCAACUCCGAAGAGCAUUGAAUGAGAGCCGUGAGGCGCUGUUAGCCUUUAACAUGGUGAACUACCGAGCCUGUAAGAACCUAUGGAAGGCCUGUGUAGAGCACCACACCUUCUUCAGACUGGACCGACCCUUACCACCACAGAAGAACUUCUUUGCACAUGUCUUCCAACUGGGCUCCAAGUACCGCUACUGUGGUAGGACAGAGGUGCAGUCUGUCCAGUACGGCAAGGAGAAGGGCAUCAAGGACAGGGUGUUCGCCAGGUCUCCCAGUAAGCCCUUGGUGAGGAGGGUGAUGGGUGGAGGGAUGGACUGGGAGUCAGUCAGCCGGAACUCCAGAGCCUCUCUGUCUGACGACCGCCUGGAGACCCAGAGCCUGCCCACACGCUCCCCACCAGGCACCCCCAACCACAGGAACUCCAAGUUUGCACAAGAGCGCCUGCGGCCGUCCUCCGUGGGACACCUGCUGGACCAUGUGCUCUACUACGACCAUGCCUCGCCCUGCCCGACCUUCACCAAUCACAAGUCAGCCUCCUCAACUCAGGCCAACUCCAUCAGCCUAGAUUCUACCCCGUCACCAGACUCGACCAUCGACGGCCAGCCGCCCYCUCUUCCCCCUAAGCAGACCAGGAGGCCUCUGUCCAGCCAGUCCCAGUCCCACUCUCAGCAGGAGUUGGACGACCACAUCAAUGAGCUGUACGACACGCCUCUGUCAGAAGACAAGACUAUGCCCAAUGGAGUGCUUCCUCAUGACAAUCUGGUGUUCAUUAAAAUGUGCCCCGACGAACAAGGACGAUUUGGAUUCAAUGUGAAGGGUGGGCUGGACCAGAAGAUGCCUGUGAUCGUGUCCCGAGUGGCCCCGGGAACAGCGGCUGACCUGUGUGUUCCGCGGCUGAACGAGGGAGACCAGGUGGUUCUGAUUAACGGUCAGGACAUCUCAAGAGCACACCCCGACCAGGUGGUCAUGUUCAUCAAGGCCAGCUGUGAGGAGAGCGACUCAGGAGAGCUGAACCUGCUGGUCAGACCCAACGCCAUGUAUGAUCUGGUGGAGGAGGAGAAGCUGGAGGAUGGAGAUACGGAGUCUAACUACCAGUACUCCCCAGAGAGGGCUCCCCAGGACCAGCCCCAGGACCAGCCCCAGCCAGACCACCACCCAUCCUGCUGGAGAGACUCCAUACUACAGCUGAAAGAAGGCUUYAGCACUGGGGCCGUACAGCAACAGUUUGAUCAACUCUACCGGAAAAGGCCUGGAUUGACAAUGUCAUGUGCCAAAUUACCUCAGAACAUUUCCAAAAAUCGAUAUCGAGACAUUUCACCAUAUGAUGCAACCAGGGUUAUUCUGAAGGGCGAGGAUGGGGACUAUAUCAAUGCAAAUUACAUCAAUAUGGCGAUCGCAGCGUCCAGUGCUGUAAACCGCUACAUCGCGUGCCAGGGCCCGCUGCCCGCCACCUGCUCUGACUUCUGGAGGAUGACUUGGGAACAGGGCUCCAACAUGGUGGUCAUGCUCACCACGCAGGUGGAGAGAGGACGGGUGAAGUGUCAUCAGUAUUGGCCCAACUCUGGUGCCAURGCUACCCAUGGGGACUWCCAGGUGUCCUGUGUGACAGAAGAAGGGAAAUCAGCAUUUCUGGUCAGAGAGAUAACUCUCACACACCUGCAGAGUGAAGAGAGCAGGCCGCUGACUCAGAUCCAGUACAUGGCCUGGCCUGACCACGGUGUUCCAGACGACUACACUGACUUCCUGGACUUUGUCAGUCUGGUCCGCAGAAAGAGGGAGGGCAAGGAGGAGCCGGUGAUAGUACACUGCAGCGCUGGGAUUGGUCGGACUGGGGUGCUCAUCACCAUGGAAACAGCCAUGUGUUUGAUUGAGUGCAAUCAGCCUGUGUAUCCGCUGGAUAUCGUGAGGACAAUGAGAGACCAGAGGGCCAUGAUGAUCCAGACCCCGAGCCAGUACAGGUUUGUCUGUGAGGCGAUCCUCAAGGUGUACGAGGAGGAGCUGGUCAAACCGCUGACGCCCACAAAGCCCCUGACACCCGUAGAGUCUCUGACGCCCACAAAGCCCCUGACACCCGUAGAGUUCUCUGACCACCCCAAAGCCCCUGACACCCGUAGAGUCUCUGACGCCCACAAAGCCCCUGACACCCGUAGAGUCUCUGACGCCCACAAAAGCCCCUGACACCCGUAGAGUCUCUGACGCCCACAAAGCCCCUGACACCGAGUAGAGUCUCUGACGCCCACAAAGCCCCUGACACCCGUAGAGUCUCUGACGCCCACAAAGCCCCUGACAUCCGUAGAGUCUCUGACGCCCACAAAGCCCCUGACACCCGUAGAGUCUCUGACGCCCACAAAGCCCCUGACACCCGUAGAGUCUCUGACGCUCACAAAGCCCCUGACACCCGUAGAGUCUCUGACGCUCACAAAGCCCCUGACACCCGUAGAGUCUCUGACGCCCACAAAGCCCCUGACACCCGUAGAGUCUCUGACACCUACAAAGCCCCUGACACCCGUAGAGUCUCU